AUGCAAAACAUUAAUAAAAUAUUAAAAAUCUUAAUUAUCAUUUGUGUGAUUUACUUUCAUCCUGUGAUUUCAACUUUAGCGGAAAGAAAUCAAUUUCCAUCACAAGUUAUUGUUAAAUGGAAGAAAAAAUUUGCAUGUACUGGAAAUAUAAUUAACGAAUGUUGGGUGUUAACUGUAGCAAGUUGCUUCGAUGUUUAUAAACCACAGAAUGUUUCAAUUGUAGCAGGAAGUAAUGUUAUCAAUGUUGGUGGAAUCAAAAGAAAGGUUGCACGUGUGAUAAUUCACGAACAAUACCUGAAAAGUGUAAAUAAAUAUGAUAUUGCAUUGUUGGAGCUAAAAAAGUGUUUGAAUCUUGAUGAUGAUGAUUCUAUUAAGAAAAUCAAGUUGAUGAAGAAAAGAUAUAUUUCACCACAUGAAGAAGUGACAAUUGUUGGAUGGUUAAAACAACCUGGAGACAAAUAUUUGAAUUACAACACGCUGUUUAUUUUGGGCGAACUUGCUUGUAAAAAUAUAUCUCCAAGGUACGAUUAUCUUCAUGGAAUAUUUUGUCUCCAGCAACAUUUCUUUAUGCCCACUGGAUUCCGUAGUCCUUGUCUUGCUGGGAAAGGAGGUGCUGCAAUUUGUAAUGGAGAACUUUGCGGAAUCGGCAGCAUCAUUUAUGAAACUUGUUAUGCUUCAACUCCUUUAGGCUACACAAAUAUUAAUGACUUUAAAUCUUGGAUCUCUGAAGCGAUGGAAAGAAAUUUAGAAUAA
Molecule: messenger RNA, 753 nt
Organism: Clunio marinus
Lineage: Eukaryota; Metazoa; Arthropoda; Insecta; Diptera; Chironomidae
Source: the annotation of a GenBank genome assembly